AUGCGGAACUCCGCGAGCGAACUGCAGUUUUCGAGCCACGAAAACGCCGAGCGCGCCCCGCCCGCUUCCCUGGCCGCGCCAGGCGACGCCGCGCCCAGCGAGAAGAGCUCCCCUGGCGCGUCCGAAAAACCCGGCUAUGCGGACUCCGUCUACGUUAUGGCCGCGAACAUUUUCCAGGGUAUUCGGAUCGAAAAGUCGCCGGAGAAAGUCUUAAUCAAGUAUGGGAGCGAACCGCUGCUGUCCUUCGCCGAGUCCGAGGAUGAGUCCUUUCGGCGCUCGUCCUACGAGCUGGCCUUCAGCGCCCUGAAAUAUCAAGAUAUUUUGGAAACUAUAUUAAUAGACAGCUAUAUCUUCCCAAGUACCACAAUAACUCAUGAAAGUUCUUUAAUCUUAUCAAGACUAUACUAUUUCAAAAAUUUGAAAUGGAAUUAUAGAAGAAUGUGUUAAAAGUUCUAAAUGUAAUUUGUUAAUGUUUCUAGUAGAAAAUUGAUAGUCAUGUCUCAAAUGCAAUAGAUCAAGAAUGGAUUUUCUGUCUCUAGUUUUAAGACAAAAUUGGCUGCAGCAUUGGCAAGAUGUCGCAUCAAACAUGAUGCCCUUUCGAUUUACCACAUUCUACCAGAAACAGUUAGGAAACAGGAACUGAGGGCCUCCACUUUGCCACUUUAUGCUUGGAUGAAUACUUGUAAAAUCAGCCCUGAAGAAGUUUAUAAUAGUUUGAAGAAAAGAGGCUAUAAUGAAGUCAAAUCUGUAUUGCAUAUUGAUGAUAAAGUCUUUGCUGUGGACCAACAUUGCUAUGAUGUUUUAAUUUUCCCAUCUCAUCUUAAAAAUGAUCUUAUAAAAAUAAAUCUUUUCAAAGAUUAUAAACUUAUUUUUCAGGUAAACUAA
Propithecus coquereli (Coquerel's sifaka) is the source of this 885-nucleotide messenger RNA. It is a transcript of the gene NSUN7, whose product is annotated as NOP2/Sun domain family, member 7. The transcript has 5 exons. The record is from RefSeq and is a predicted model, not a curated record. NCBI's taxonomy places the organism in Eukaryota, Metazoa, Chordata, Mammalia, Primates, Indriidae.